AUUCAUUGUCCACGUGCGUGUGCACGUAGCCGUUCUGGCUUGACACUCGUCAUUGUUGGCCCCCAGCGCGGGGCGGACGGGCAUCGCAUCCAUGCCGAAGCGAGAGAAGGGGACGCCGCCGGGAAAGGCCGAGGCGGACAGCCCCGUCGACCCCUCGCACGAAGAGCGCAAGCGGAAGCCGGCGACGGCGGCCGCGGAGGAGCCCGCUGCCGCUGCGGCCGCCGACGCGCCACUCGAGCAGCACGGGCGCAGGCCGCGCGCCAAGAAGCAGCGCAGGCAGGCCGCGGAGGAGGGCGCCGAGGAGGCUGCCGGCGAGCUGGCCUCGGGGGCAGCGGGCGAGCGUGAGAAGGAGGCGGCCGAGAGCGCCCCCUGCGCCCGCGGCCCGGCACCCGAGGCGGUGGCCGGGGCGGGCCGAGCGCCACGGAGCAAGAGGAAGGAGAAGGCUGCCCGCAGGCGGGAGGAGCUGGCCGCGAAGGCGGCGAAGAACCAGGCCCUCAAGAAGCAGGGGAAGCUGACGAGAAAGGAAAAGUACCUCGCCGCGAAGGCCGCGAAGAAGGCGCAGCAGCUGCCGACUCCGGGAGGGACGGGCAAGGCCUUCGACCUCGAGGCCUCUCUCGCGGCAGCCGGGCUGGAGAAGCUGGACCCGAGGGCCACCAGUUGCUUCCUGACUGGCCUCCCGUACAUGGCCACGCAGAGCCACGUCACGGAUCACUUUGCCGCCGUCGGGCCCUGCACAGUGCAGCUUCGGUACGACGCGGGGGCCUCCAGGUCAAACGGCACAGGGUUCGUGACCUUCAAGCUCGCUGAGCAUGCCUUGCGAGCGUGUGGGUAUACUGGCAGCAAGAUCCAGGGCCGUUGGAUCAAGGUCCGCUUGUGUGAGCCCAGGGGAAGUGAAACAUCGACCGGACCCGACAAGCCCGAGGAGAAGCCGGAGGGGUGUCUGAACAUUGUGAUCAAAUACGAUAAGUCUGUCUCAGAGGAGGAGUUGUGGGCGUUCUUCGAAGAGUGCGAAGCUGUGAACAUUAGCUGCCUGCAGGACAGGGGCACAGGCGAACCACGAGGUAUUGCCUUCGUAGACUUCGAGGACUCUGCCAUGGUUGACAAAGCUAUCGGGAAGAAUGGGCAGAGCAUCAGAGGGCUUCCUGUCUCCGUGCGGUACAAGAGGGACUCGCCUGCCGCGGCGGCCUCUAACCAGGCCUCCGGGGGCAGGACGGCGGCGCACAACCGGGCGCCGCCGGUGCCGCCGCCCGCGGGCACCGCGACCAAGUUCGACGAUUCGGGCUCCGACGCCGACGGACUCGCCCGUGGUGCGCCGCUUGUUCGGCCAGAACGCCUCGCCGACCGGGCGUCUUCUGGAUGCAGGCUCUCACCCCCGGCGCUGGUUCACGCCUUCCUCGACGGCCCGCGUGCACAUGUGGAAGUGGUUACGCGGCACCGUGCCUGACGACCGCGGCGGGGUGCUGGUUCUGCAUUCGGCACAUGUAGACCCAACGCCGAGGACAGGUAUGUCUGGAGUGAUGCUACUGCAAUGUGGGCGCCAUCGAACACACCGCCAUUUUGGCCCGGUGGCUGUCUUCGCCUGUUUCGUCUGAGCUGCGGUUGAGCUUGCCCCGCCGCUUAGUUUGCAUGUCUUGCCGCCGCUUGUUGGCUGCAGGCGCUCGAUCCCGCUUUAGGCCGUAGUAAUUAAGUCUUUGCUAUUCGGCAAUCCCCUGACCGUGCGCGG
This is a messenger RNA of Prorocentrum cordatum, 1723 nucleotides long. The record is from the annotation of a GenBank genome assembly. Lineage: Eukaryota; Dinophyceae; Prorocentrales; Prorocentraceae.